GCCGCCUCCACCGCCCGAGGUCCGCGCGCUCCGCCGCAGGGUGCAGACCCCUGGCGCCCGCCCGGGUGUGGGGCGCAAGAGCAGAGGUGGAGCCGGGGCGGAGCCAGAGCGCCCCGUCCACUCCGUCCCCCCCCGCAAACGAAAGCGAAAGAGGGGGCCGGGAAGGAAGGGCGGGGCCGCCCGGAGGCCCCGCCCCCUGCCCUGCGCGGCUGCUGGACCCGCGGGCGCGCCCAGGUAGGGGGGCUCCGAGCGCGCAGUGCGGACCCUCGCGGGAACCUGCGCCGCCGCCACCAUGUCUCAAGAAGGUGUGGAGCUGGAGAAAAGCGUCCGGCGCCUCCGGGAGAAGUUUCAUGGGAAGGUAUCCUCCAAGAAGGCGGGGACUCUGAUGAGGAAAUUUGGCAGCGACCACACGGGAGUGGGGCGCUCCAUCGUGUACGGGGUAAAACAGAAAGAUGGACAGGAACUGAGUAAUGACCUGGAUGCCCAGGACCCACCAGAGGACAUGAAGCAGGACCAGGACAUCCAGGAUGUGGCGACCUCCCUCCUGCCACUGACAAAAGCCAACCUCCGCAUGUUCCAGCGCGCCCAGGAAGACCUCAUUCCCGCCGUGGAUCGGCAGUUUGCCUGCUCCUCCUGUGACCACGUCUGGUGGCGGCGCGUACCCCAGCGGAAGGAGGUGUCCCGGUGCAGGAAAUGCCGAAAGCGCUAUGAGCCGGUGCCGUGUGACAAGAUGUGGGGUGUGGCUGAGUUCCACUGCCCGAGGUGUCGGCACAACUUCCGGGGCUGGGCACAGAUGGGGUCCUCAUCCCCCUGCUACGGGUGCGGCUUCCCCGUGUAUCCAACACGGAUCCUCCCUCCACGCUGGGACCGGGACACCGACCGCCGCAGCACCCACACCCACUCCUGCUCAGCUGCCGAUUGCUACAACCGGCGAGAGCCCCACAUGCCUGGGACGUCGUGCGCACACCCCAAGAGCCGGAAGCAGAACCACCUGCCCCAAGUCCUGCACCCCAGCAACCCCCACAUCAGCAGUGGCUCCACUGUGGCCACCUGCCUGAGCCAGGGGGGCCUCCUGGAAGACCUGGACAACCUCAUCCUGGAGGACCUAAAGGAGGAGCUCGAGGAGGAAGAGGAGGACGAGGGCGGGCACGGGGAGUGACCCCUGACAGGGGCAGAUGCAAACCAGACACGCUCUGUGGAGAUUUUGUGUUGUUAUAAAAUGUGAGCUCAAACUGA
Messenger RNA from Ailuropoda melanoleuca (giant panda), 1236 nucleotides. It is a transcript of the gene SHFL, whose product is annotated as shiftless antiviral inhibitor of ribosomal frameshifting. Gene Ontology annotation, biological process: innate immune response; viral translational frameshifting. Bases 293 to 1159 code for a protein of 288 amino acids. Lineage: Eukaryota; Metazoa; Chordata; Mammalia; Carnivora; Ursidae. Gene Ontology annotation, molecular function: sequence-specific mRNA binding; ribosome binding. The record is from RefSeq and is a predicted model, not a curated record. The transcript is spliced from 8 exons.